CAUGAUUCUGAAGGAGAUAUACCCAUAAUUGGGAUGGAUGACGAGCAAGAGGUACAAAUUGUCUCUGACUUUGUCACUGAGAGGAGAAAUGAGGCAGGAUUUGUAUCGUUAUCUUCGAAACCGAUUCCAGAGCUCGAUGAUAAUCCUGAGGUAUUGCAGAGCAGAGACAUUAUGAUGGUGAUAGAUACAAACUUCAUCAUAUCUCAUUUGGAUAUCGUGGAUGAUUUAUCAAAACUGUAUGAAAAGUACCACCAUAGGAUUGUUAUUCCAGUAACUGUUAUACAGGAACUUGAUGGGCUCAAGCUUUCACACAAGAGACCGAAGGAUGUUAUCAGUGAUAUUACAGUGGGUCACCUUGCACGUUGGGCCAAUGAUUGGAUCUAUAGAAUGCUUGCUGCUAGAGACAGCUCUGUAAGGGCCCAGAAGCUUCGUGAGUCAAUUGAUAAAGAAUCGACCAAAGACGACGCCAUCUUGGAUUGCUGUUUGUACUUCAAAGAGAGAACGGGAUCAAUGGUGGUUCUACUGUCCAAUGACAAAAACCUCUGUAUGAAGGCACUGGCGAAUGAAAUCCUCACAGUGUCUUACACAAAGGGUAUGACUGCAAAGCUCAUUGCUGAAAAAUCAUUUCAAGAGAAUAUGGAGUACGAAGCAGCACAUCAUCAUUCUUCCAAUAUGAACGACAAAGAAGAGUCACAAACGACCGAGUCAGUAGACGGAGAAGCAACUAUUUCCUUUGGCGAUGCAUCUGAUCUUGUAUUCUCAGAGAUUCAGAAAGUUGUUCUUGAGGCGUUGGAUGCAGUCAUGUACGCGGAGUAUGAAGACGAUGUUGAGCUCAUCGGGUACGACAAGGGUAAAGUGUUAACACUUGGUGAUGCUCUGAAGGUCAUUAGCCAAUAUUGGAUCUCAGUGUUUACAGAAUACUUCAAAAAGAGCUCGUUUAAGCCAUCCAAGGGUAAUGAUAACAGAUAUAAGUAUAAACCGCUAACUAAAGAAGAACUUGAAGAUUUCAUUCGUUACUGGAGUGGAAUACUUACAGCUCUUUACGUUAAAAGGGAUGAAGUGCAAAACAGUGCAUUGGAUAAGAUAAUUGAACGUUGGGAG
Messenger RNA from Williopsis jadinii, 1101 nucleotides. It is a transcript of the gene SWT1, whose product is annotated as mRNA-processing endoribonuclease. The record is from RefSeq and is a predicted model, not a curated record. Lineage: Eukaryota; Fungi; Ascomycota; Saccharomycetes; Phaffomycetales; Wickerhamomycetaceae. Gene Ontology annotation, cellular component: nucleus. The transcript has 2 exons. The annotation marks the transcript as partial.